AAGGCGGCCUGAUCAAAGUUCCAUUUCUUAUUUUCUCAGCGUUCACAAAAAUAUCCCGCAGAGCAGAUUCACAGAGCCAACUUCCCCGGUCCCUGUGCCAGUUGCACAGUUUCCACGUUCGCACCACUUGUUCGACUAAAUUACUCAAAGAGCUAUUCAACAAAAAAGGAAAAAAAAAAUUCUCGUUUGCAUUCAUCAAAACUAUGACUUAAUUAUAUUUACAGAAAAAUAUUCAGUGUGUGAUCUAAUCCAGAGGGCAGCUUCAAUCAUGGAUUCUCUCCCCUCAGUUUUUUCUACCAUAGUUCUCCCUCCCAGUAAUUCCCUCCAUCUACGACGUCGUUUACUCCCUGCCGCCUCUUUUUUCUACGCUCAUAACCAUCAUCUUCUUCCUCGCCGUUCCUCUUUGUUUGCUUUCUCGUAUUUUUCUGGUUCUUCGAGGAGGAAGAGUAGAUGGAGACAAAUUUCGUGUAAAUUGAGCGUUGAUGGAGCUAAACAUCCGGAUGAAUCUGAAGAAGAUGAUGGGCGAGAGGAUGUGGAGAGGGCGCUUCACUUGGACGGCGCCAUUCCUGGGACUUCGAAUGAGUUCGUCAAUCAGGUGUCUUCUCGUGCUUACGAUAUGCGGAGAUAUCUUCAACAAUCGUUUGAUAGCAGCAGCAAUGACGUAUUGGAGGCCAACCCAUGCGGAGAAGCCUCAUAGCCUGUAUAUGUACGAACCCACAGAGAAAACUCAAAGAAAUCGCAGCGAGGUUAAAAGGGAGUGUGGGCUGCUAUUUCCCUAUGGAGGAAAGUGGAGGCCUGAAAUGGGAAAUCAAGCUAAACAGUCCAGAAUGGGGACAAAGUUCCAGAUUAUUGUGGAAGAUAUUAGGGAGGGCGUGCUUGUAAGUGUUUAUUUCUAUUAGUUGCUUCUUGACUUGGGUUUUCGUAGUAAUGCAAUAUAUUUGAAGGUGAAUACAUGAAUAAGGCAAGCACCAUAUUUUUUAUGUGGGUGUGUGCUUGCUUGUUUUGCUGGAUGUAUGAGUUAUUUUUCCCCCUUUCUUGUAUGUGUGUUGGGGGGUUGGUGGGGGAGAGGCGCAGAGAGCAUAAACGAGUUUUUUUCUUUUGCAAUAUAACACCAAGCAGGAGGGCCACAUUGCAGAAGCAGGAAGCUAAUAGAAAAACUGACUCUGAACAGCUAAGUUGACUCCUGCCUAGUACAGAUGGACUUGUAGAAAUCGUCAAGAAUUAUUUUUACUGUUGGUCCACCUAAAAUCCCAUGCUUAAUGUCAUCCACUAUGUUUCUAAA
Messenger RNA from Hevea brasiliensis (rubber tree), 1282 nucleotides. RefSeq lists its product as uncharacterized. NCBI's taxonomy places the organism in Eukaryota, Viridiplantae, Streptophyta, Magnoliopsida, Malpighiales, Euphorbiaceae. The record is from RefSeq and is a predicted model, not a curated record. Bases 483 to 899 code for a protein of 138 amino acids. The transcript has 3 exons.